AUGAGAUUCUCAAUCCUCCUUGUUCUAUCUGCUCUGGCAAUUAUCCAGGCUUCUGUAAUUAAUGCGCCGACAAGUAGAGCUAAUCUCAACGUAGGAUAUGUUACUGCCGGUGACAGACUCUUAUACAGCACAUAUGUCAGCAGGCCAGCGAUGGUAAACGCAGUCCAGCGCCAGGAUCUGGUUUAUCGUGGCAGUAUUGGAACAAGGAUUAGUGCCAUCAAUGCUACAGAAGUUGGUGUUAGUCAGUUUGCUUCAGCGUGGGUGAUUGCUGGUGGGAUUCGUGCCAACAAUGUGACCAUCAGGUUCCAAUCAGCAGUUGGUCGAGGCUACUACUACAACGUCAAUAUUUGGGGCCGAUAA
Messenger RNA from Diatraea saccharalis (sugarcane borer), 360 nucleotides. NCBI's taxonomy places the organism in Eukaryota, Metazoa, Arthropoda, Insecta, Lepidoptera, Crambidae. The record is from the annotation of a GenBank genome assembly.